This is a messenger RNA of Cercopithifilaria johnstoni, 1440 nucleotides long. The record is from the annotation of a GenBank genome assembly. NCBI's taxonomy places the organism in Eukaryota, Metazoa, Nematoda, Chromadorea, Rhabditida, Onchocercidae.
AUGGUUCUGGAUAUUGAUUUGUUUCGAGAAGAGAAAGGCGGUGAUCCGGAAUUGAUACGAGAUUCACAACGAAAACGGUAUAAGGAUGUUAAACUUGUUGACGAUGUUAUUGAUUAUGAUCGACGAUGGAGAAAAGAUCGGUUCUCGGCCGACAAUUUCAACAGGCUAAUCAAUUUAUGCAGCAAAGUCAUUGGAGAUAAAAUGAAGAAAAAAGGAUCAAUCGGAAAUGAUAAUACGGUACCAACCGAUUAUAUGGAACGGCUAGAUGUGCUUAGUAUUGAUGACAUACAGAUUUUAAACAUACUGCAAAUUAAAAAACUAAAAAGCAUGAUUGAUGAGAAGCUCGUGGAAAAAAAGGCAGAAAUGGAGAAGCUUGAAACAAAACGCCACGAAAAACUUAUUCAAAUAGGCAACAUUAUACAUCCCUCGGUACCCGUCAGUGAUAACGAAGACAAUAAUAGAGUGGAGAAGAUUUUUGGUGAUGUUAAAACUAAGAAGAAAUAUUCACAUAUAGAUCUUUGUGUAAUGGUUGAUGGGUUUGAUGGCGACCGUGGAACUUCUGUCGCGGGUGGCCGCGGUUAUUUUUUGAAAGGUCCAUUAGUUUUUCUGGAACAAGCAAUUAUUAAUCUUGCUUUACAAAUGCUACAUUCCAAAGGCUUCGUCGCACUUUACACUCCAUUCUUCAUGCGGAAAGAAGUGAUGCACGAAGUAGCACAGCUUAGUCAGUUCGAUCAAGAGCUGUACAAGGUUACUGGGAAAGGUUCUGAAGUAAUUGGAGACGAAACCAAUGACGAGAAAUAUCUCAUAGCCACAUCCGAACAGCCAAUUGCAGCUUAUCACCGAAACGAAUGGCUUGGUGAAACUGAUCUGCCAAUCAAGUAUGCUGGCAUAUCAUCUUGUUUCCGCCAAGAGGUUGGAAGUCAUGGCCGAGAUACUCGUGGUAUGUUCCGAGUACAUCAGUUUGAAAAAGUCGAGCAGUUUGUUCUAUGCUCUCCACAUGAUGAUAGAAGCUGGAAAAUGCUUAAUGAGAUGGUUGCAAAUGCCGAAGAUUUCUAUGAAGCACUUGGUAUACCAUUUCGAAUUGUAUGCAUUGUUUCGGGAGAAUUAAAUAAUGCUGCUGCAAAGAAGCUUGAUUUAGAAGCGUGGUUCCCGGGCAGUGGUGCAUUCAGAGAAUUAGUUUCUUGUUCGAACUGUACCGACUAUCAAGCUCGACGUUUGAAGGUUCGUUAUGGAAGAACGAAGAAAUUAGAUAGUGAAGUACCGUAUGUACACAUGUUGAACGGUACAAUGUGUGCAACUACGCGUGUAUUAUGUGCGCUACUGGAAAAUUAUCAAGAAGAGUACGGUAUACGUGUGCCGGAAGUUCUAAAACAGUUUAUGCCACAUGCAUAUAAAGAGCUAAUACCAUUCGUUCAAGAAGCACCCAUCGAAAUUAAUUAG